CCUCAGCCGGUGGGCGGGACGGGGCGGGGCGGGGCGGUGGCGCCGCCAUGGCGCUGCCCGUGCUCUCCAGUUCGGGCGUCAAGUUCCGGCGGGUCCUGGCGCAUUUCCCUCAGGAGCUCAGCCUGGCCUUCGCCUACGGGUCCGGAGUGUUCCGGCAGGCGGGCGCCUCGGCCGGGCACGGCGAGGACAAUAUGCUGGACUUCGUGUUUGCCGUUGAUGAUUCUGUGACCUGGCAUAUGAUGAACUUGCGAAAGAACAGGAGUCAUUAUUCCUUCCUAAAAGUUUUUGGGCCAAAACAGAUAAGUAGUAUACAGAGCUACGGAGCAGGGAUUUACUACAACACCUUAGUGCCGUGUAAUGGUAGGAUUAUAAAAUAUGGUGUAAUUAGCACCGAUACCCUGAUUGAUGAUUUACUUCACUGGAAAACCCUUUAUGUUGCUGGACGCCUACAAAAACCGGUGAAAAUCCUGACGCAGAAUGAGAACAGCAAGCUGCAAGCUGCCCUUGUGAGCAAUCUGAAGAGCGCGGUCACAGCCGCCUUCCUCAUGUUACCGGAGAGCUUCUCUGAAGAAGAUCUCUACAUGCAGAUCGCAGGACUCUCCUAUUCUGGUGAUUUCAGAAUGGUAAUAGGAGAAGACAGAUGGAAAGUGCAGAACAUAGUGAAACCCAAUGUUCCCCAUUUUCAGAAGCUGUACAGCAACAUAUUGCGGGACUCCCCUCAAGUGGUGUAUAAGCACCAUCUGGGAAGGCUAGAGAUUGAUAAAAGUCCAGAAGGUCAAUUUACACAACUAAUGACUUUGCCAAGGACUCUGCAACAAAAGAUAACUUCUCUGGUAGGCCCUCCUGGAAAAAACAGAGACGUGGAAGAAAUUUUAUUGCAAGUUGCCCAUGACCCUGAGUGCGGACUUGUGGUGCAUCAAGGCAUUUCGGGAAUUGUGAGAUCUUCCAGUAUAGUGCAGAGCGCUAAAACCAUCCUGACAGCUGGAUGUGUCUCUUUUACUCUAGGUCUGUAGGUGAAGGCUCAUCCCUGGUAGAACUUCAGGAGGUGUUUUAACCCAAAGGGUACGCUUUACAAAUCGGGUGGGAGUCAUCCUCAGUCCCUUUGUACCUAAAACAUGUGAAAGCUCGGAGGCAAUGACUGCUGCAAAAUCCUUCUGCAUCUUUGUGAAAGCGGAGAAGCUCCUUCCUUGGUUGUCGGCCUGGAGGUCUGGUGGGAUUUACCAAAGCUGAGUUUACACGGGCUGCAGCGGGAUGGUGCUGGAGUCCGGCAGCCCUUCUGGCUUCCUGUGAGCUUUAUUAUAAACAGGUGGCACGCACGUUACUCUGAAGCAAAAUAUGUCCAGACAACAUCCCUGUGACAGGGUGUUCACACUGGCGUCCAUGGGUACCCAUCAUUGGUUCAGCAUUAUCUUUUUUCACCUAAGGGCACAGACGUUAUUUCAUUAUGCAAGUCGAGCAGUUUUAUUCUCUUGCGGAUGUGCUAUUCUCUCAGUUUUCAAAUGGUAGCUGCCAUUAGUUAGGAUGAGGCAAUAGCAAAUUAUUCAAGGUGGUUAUAAUAUACUUCGCAGCUUGUUGAUACCAGGACGCAUUUCUAGCUCAACAGUCAGCGGCGCAUUUCAUAUGAAAAAAACCAAUUAUCUUCUUUUCAUUUUGAAUUCACAAGCCUUUGCAUAGCAAUGCUCCAGGCUGCUUGUCCAAGGAAGCCGCAGGUGGGGUGCGGGGUCUGAUGAUAGUUAAUCAAGAUGCGCAUCAGCAUGAUGCUUCUCAGUUCUAACUGCGUAGAAUUGCUCUGCAACAAGGCGCCCAAGUGUCUGAGGUACAGCACCGGGCAAGGCUCACUAAACUCGGGUAGUUUGUCUGCCAGCUGUGCGUCGUGUAUUGGCUUGGGGAGGGUCUGCAGGAGACACGGGUGCUUUAAAGCCCUCCUGUAUUUAGCAUUUAGGGGCAAUGAUGUAAAGGUUCCCUCUCUACCAGUUCAGAGCUUUAUCGCUAAUCUCUAUGUUUGCUACACCGUGGUCGUUGUCUACAUAAUGUGCUUGUAUGCAACAUCGUCAGGCCUUCAGAAUGAACCAGUUCUAUUUUGCAUGCUUUGAUAUUAUUACAAGUAUUUUUUGUGUCGUUAUUUACUGUGUUCUGAAUGUGACAAGAAAGUUGUUUGCAUGUCUGCCUGAUGAAUUAGGUUGUCAUUCUUCUAGAGAAACAAUGUAGUAUGAAGCUAGUAUUUGAGUGUUUGAGUUAGCCUUCCUAAAUGUUGAUGUUUUCUGGGUUUUGUUUUUCUCUUUUUUUAGGAGCAAAGAAAUCUAUAACUUACAGUAUGAGGAAAUUAUAUAAAAUGUCAAAGGGAUGGUUAAGGAAGACAUCUUGAGUCUUGACAUACUCUGUAUGGGUAAAUAAAUGGUACUUUUUAUCUAAAUAUUUUGCAGGUGUUGCUUUGUCCACUUGAGAAGAUUAAAGUGUAUUUAAGAAGUCUGUUCUAAUAAUUUACAUGCCCAAUUUUACUGUUCAAUAGGAACUUUUGUUAGUAGUGGAAGGUUCGAUGGCAAUAGGGCAAAGGAAUUAUACUCUGUAAAUACCGACAUGAAUUUUCCUGUAUAAUAUAGCCUGGAUUUUCAGAAACCCUGAGUGAAAAGGAUUGAUUGUACAUAUGAAUUGAAAACCAAAGCCACCAAUUUUCUAUGUAUUGCUAACUUUAUUUUCCAGAAUACCCACAGGCUCUUUCAAAAUAUUCACUGUCCCAUUUUAGUUCUGCCAGAGACUUAUGGAACUGGAAAGUCCAUUGAGUUUUCAGUAGAUAUGAAGCUGUCCUCUUGAAACACGUUGUUUCUGCGCUUCCAGGUUCACCCUUAGGAUUGUGCUGAGGGUGCGUGCUGGCUGCGUCUGCACGGCACUCUUGAGGAAAAGCCGAUUUGUUCUCAGAUGUGUGACAUUCUGAAUCCAAAAACUCCCGGCGAUGACUUUCAGUGUGGGGAAGUGCGGUGAUUAGACAGGAUGCACGGCAGGACGCAGACAGAUCUGGUUCAGGAAGGAGUGCCGAGCAGAGCAGAGCAGAGAGCUGAGCCGGGCUGAGCCUUUCUUUAUUAGUCACUGACAAUUUAUAGGAUUUACAGAUGCAGGCCUGGACUAAGAUGUUACAUAAGAUGUUUUUCCAAUAAUUGUUGUUAAAAACACACCACACUCAUGUUAUGUUUGCUUCAAUUACGUUCUCACUCACAGACCAGGCCCGAGGACAUUCACACAUCCCGUGCCCUUGGGGAUGGUCAUCCAGCCUGAGAUACCAUUCUCACGAGUCUGGGCUAUCACUGUUUGCAAUUAUGAGAAACGUACUUCAACACAAUCUGUCCAAGGCCCUUUAUAUUUUGCUAUGAUCUAAUUAUGUCAGUAUUAUUUCUUUGACUGUCCAGAUGGUCAUGUUAGUAUUGAUCUUCCUUUAUCGUCCAGGUGGCUGGAACCGCACAUCUUGCUUUCCCACAGGGAAGUGUUUGAAAUGAGAGCCUUGUCAGGUGCUGGACCCUCUCAUCUAACUCGCGUGUACCUUGCACACCACUGGGAGCACAACUCUUGGAGUGUUGUCCCAGUGUCGGGGUUGGGAGGACAGUCAUCCUGUCAUUGACCUUCAGGAUCUGCUUGUGCAGAUGUCUGAAGUGCCUGUUGUAUGGCAGAGGAUUCUAUCGAAGUGCUUUGAAAUUGGGAAUUUUAUGAACAAAAGUACCUGUUGUUUGAUUCUUUUAUUAUUAUGUUUUCCUGAGAGUACUGUCCGCAAAGAUAAAACUUGUUCUCCCUUGCUUAAUUGAAUUAGGUAAACUAAAGAAAAUUGGACUUGUGCAUAGCAUGUUACAUUAAUCGUGCCAUUAAAGAAUGGACAUUUCUGGCAGUAUUACUGUGUGACGCAGUAAAUUUGGAGCAUCCGUUGUAAAUAGAAUGUUUUCCGCACUGAAUCAGGUGGGUUUGCCAACUUGUGAUGUUUUUCUUAAUAGAAAAAAUUGAGAGAACGCUUCAUUUUAUUUGUGAGUGUCAAUGGUAAAAAUAAUUUAAAGUAAAAAAACUGGAAAUAAAGUGUAUCUUUCCUGA
Molecule: messenger RNA, 4068 nt
Organism: Columba livia (rock pigeon)
Lineage: Eukaryota; Metazoa; Chordata; Aves; Columbiformes; Columbidae
Gene: TAMM41
Product: TAM41 mitochondrial translocator assembly and maintenance homolog
Exons: 8
Coding region: 48-1013 (321 amino acids)
Biological process (GO): CDP-diacylglycerol biosynthetic process; cardiolipin biosynthetic process
Cellular component (GO): mitochondrion
Molecular function (GO): phosphatidate cytidylyltransferase activity
Source: RefSeq, a predicted model, not a curated record